Gadus chalcogrammus (walleye pollock) is the source of this 4197-nucleotide messenger RNA. It is a transcript of the gene tmem53, whose product is annotated as transmembrane protein 53. The coding region runs from base 243 to 1103 and encodes 286 amino acids. Lineage: Eukaryota; Metazoa; Chordata; Actinopteri; Gadiformes; Gadidae. The transcript is spliced from 5 exons. The record is from RefSeq and is a predicted model, not a curated record.
AGUGGUUAAAUACAGCAAUCGCUACUCAAGUACACGGCAAGACCAGGAAGAAGAACUCCGACCAAUCGAUGUGUGCCGAACCAAUACAUAACUAGCCCUGCAGGGAUAUUUUUUUCACUUCAAUUUCGUAAACGCUUUCUGACAUCAAGCUACUAUAUCAUUAUUGGACUUCUCAUCUCCCCAUUAACUACACCCAAAUGAGCAACACAUUUUUCUACUGCAGUUGAUACAACCGUGAAGAAAUGGCAGACGAUGAGAUCGACUACAAUAUUGUGUUUCCAGAUGCAGUGACAUCGGAAAGACACUGGCAGGGGACAAAGGAGCCGGUUGUCAUCCUCUUGGGCUGGGCUGGUUGCAAAGACAAACACCUCUCCAAAUACAGCUCCAUCUACAAUGAGCAGGGCUGCGUGACCAUCCGCUACACGGCCCAGCUGAAGUCCGUCUUCAUCUCGGAGUCGUUCGGCUUCAAGGAGCUGAGUGGCACGGCCCUGAAGCUUCUGGAGGUGCUGUACGACUACGAGGUGGAGAACAGCCCCGUCUUCUUCCACAUCUUCAGCAACGGCGGCUUCAUGCUCUACCGCUACGUGGUGGAGCUGCUGCACAGCGACAAGCAGUUCAGCUCGCUGCGCGUCAUCGGCGCCGUGGUGGACAGCGCCCCCGGCAGCGCCAACGUGCGGGGCGCCCUGCGGGCCCUCACCGCCACCCUGGGGCCCAGGGUCAACCCGGUGCUGUGGUGCGUCCUGACGGCGCUGUUUGCCGUGACGGUGUUCCUGCUGCGCGUGGUGCUCUACCCCAUCACCAAGUACGUCCACCGGAACCAUUAUGACGCCAUGGCGGACCACCCGCCGCCCUGGCCCCAGCUCUACCUGUACUCCGGAGCCGACCGGGUCAUCCGGCACAAGGACGUGGAGGACAUGGUGGGGACCCUCCGGCGCCACGGGGUCCCGGUGGAGAGCGUCGACUUUGCGUUGAGCGCCCACGUCAGCCACUUCCGGGACUUCCCGGUGCAGUACACGCAGCGGUGCCGCGACUUCCUGGUGGCCUGCAUGGCGAGCGGGGAGGAGUCCCAGGGGAGGAGCAGACGGCUGGUUCAGGCACAGUGAGACCAGGGGGGUGGGACUGGGAGGGGGGGUCUGUGGUCUCCUGUUGGGAGACCAUGGAGGGGGGGGUCUCAACCUCCCUCUUCCCCCCUGCAUGGACCAAAGGGUGAGGAGGUCCAUUGGUAGAGUAGUCUGGCUGUUGGCUGAUCCCUGCUACGACUACACUCACCUCUACAGAAUCGAGCUAGGAUGGGAGCUAGUAAAUCUCCGCCGAGUGAUUGUUGAUUGGUUCAUUGGAAAUGUUGAGACAUUUAACUCCUAGCGGUUCCUGUUUCACUUCCUGGUUCACAUUCAAGUUCUCGUUGAACAAGGCUUUAGACGCUGUCUGUAGAAACUGAUUGCUACACUCACUGUUUGCUUGCAUAACCUUUUAAACCACACACACACACACACACACACACACACACACACACACACACACGCUCGCUCUAUCCGUAUGUACCUACGGCACUACUGUAUUGUAACACAUGUAGAAAAUGAACACUAUGGCUUACACUGGAUAUAUGUAUUCCAAAUUGACUUGACACCAUUGUCUGCCUUGAGUAUAUAAUCAUGAAACCAUUUUGACAGUGUUUAGGAGUCUUAACACCAUUCUCUGUUACUGUUACAAGAGCCCAUCUUUAUUUAGAAGGUAUAUUGUGAUGGAUAUUCUAAGUAUGUCCAGAUAGAAAGUGAUAAUAUUAUGCCCAGUCAGCCACAUGUUUUAAGUGACUUUAAGAGUGAAUUUAUGAAUUUAACGGCUUCAAUAUUACUCUGUGUAGGCUAUAGCCUUUUAUUCAGGCUACCCAAUGGAUUAUGUUUAAGUGCUGCAGAAGAUGAAGGGAGUGGAGUUCUAUUGUAUUAAUGUGAUAUAACUUCUACAACAUUGGGUUGGAUUAAUGUGAAAAUUAUGUUUAUUGAUUCACAACGUUGUGGUUAAAUAUAAACGCGAAAGCAACUUCAAGCUUGACUCUUCUAGGCAUUGAUCAAUCAAUCAAUCCUUACAGCACUUUAAUUUACUAAAAACCAGUCCAGUCUUAUUAUGCAAUUUCAGUUAUACAUUUUUCUAAAUAACCCAUCAUUAGCUCAUCUCAAAUUUAAUAAAAUAAAUCUGAAUUAUUCUCUAUGAUAAAUAUAUCUAGGCCUAUGUAUUUUAAAAAGAGCAUGUUCUUUGAAUAAUAAUGAGUGACAGUAAACUUAUACAGAGAUACAUUUAGAUAUUAAGACAUCAUUUAGUAUAAUUGUUUUAUUUCCCAUAUCGUUUCCAACGGGCAAGCCUGUCUUUCCUCUUACCAACGGACUUGAUUUGAGUAACGGAUAGGACGUUCAGUGACCUCCAACGGCCUAUAGAGGGCAGCCUUUAUCCGCAGUAGCCCUGCACAGUGCAGCCGGUGCAUUCAAUUUGAACAAUGAUAUUUUGUUAUGGGUUCUCCCAAGUGCGCAAAUAAAGGCUGUGUACCAGCAUUGCGUCUACAGAAGCCAUUGUAUGAUUUAAGUGUUUGUUUGUUGUGUAGUACACAAGGAAAGGGAGGCAUUAGAUUGGUAGGAAAGGUUUUUUUUGGUAUGAAGAAAAGCAUCUUAACAAACAUAAAACACAAUCACCAUUCCGUUUGAAAGCUUUUUGGUUGUAUAUAUUUUUUACAGUUCCAGGAAUUGUGUGUUAUGUAGGCUACUUCAUUUAAAAAAAUAAAUAAAUCGAGGUGGCCUGAGGCAUUUCCUUUGUUGAGUUACGUUUGGAUUCAACACUUUUGCGGAUAUUCAUUUUCUUGCUUCAUUUUUUCAAUGUAUAUCGUUGGGCCUACUGCUGGGAAAUGUAUGCUAUAUGAAAAAAUAAGGUUUGUGUGGAGAUUUUCCUUUUUCAGGUUCUAAAAGUCUUAAUAAAUCAAAACUUCGCUAAUUUGAUUAUUCGAUUGAGUCGGCAGCAUUGCUUUGGCAAGAGUUAAAGUAAAAUGAAAAAAAAUGAAAUUGAACGAAACAAAAAAAAAGAAGAAAACGUAAGUUAAGACCGCUGUCAUUACAGCCCCCUUUCUGAAACGCAGGGCGGGAAGGAAAUUACCGUCACGGAAGUUAAUGAAGUCUCACGCGCUGAUGAGGGCUGGAAAUUGCUGAGAAGAGGGGUCAGCGCUUUCUCUUUAGCCUUUUCCUGUUCGUCGGAAAAAUGGCUGCGGUCAAGAUCCAUACUUUUAGAGGACGCGGAGCACUCAGCAACAUGGAGGGAAGAAGAGGAAAAAUACGACUGGAGAUUAUAGAAGAUGUCCUUGAACAGCCCCCCCGCGGCUCGACGGACCCCCGCUGUCGCUGGAGGACAUUUGACAAGCAGCAGACGGCACGGCCAGCCAAGAGGACCACCAUUAGCCGGGUGGAGGGCGAGGACACAGAGUUACACACAUUAUCUCCGUCCUGAUCACAGCAGAGCGGGCCCUGCCAGGACCCGUCUCCGCUCCGACGACAGUUCCUUACUAAUUAAUGGACUGGGGCCCCGAUCUCCAGCACCCGACGCUACACAAACCACAUGCACCAAACAUGCUGCUCCGAUUGGCCGUGGCUCCUGUGUGUGUCUGUAAUUGUGUAAUUGUGUGUGUGUCAUUGGAAACGCGUGGCUAAGACAAGGGGCAUUAGGUUGGAGGAAGGAUAUUCUAGAGAUAUUCGGAGCGCAAUUUAUCUGACAAAUUAACGGUGAUUUGGCAAAGGAGAAGCACUUCUAACAAAAGCCUUCGUUGAAAUGGUUUUCAGUUCUGUAGAAACCAGUGGAACUGUCCCCGAUCCCCUAAAGAUAUCCACUGUUGUAUUUUCCUUUUAUUUUAUUUUGUGCAAUAGACUUGUUAGCUAACCCUUAUCCGCAUUUAAAUGGUUGAAAUGAUGGAGGUAAAACAAACACAGUUCUUUUGUAUGAUUGUUUAGUGGCAACAAAUUAUAUACUUACAAAUAUUGUGUUAAAUAUACCAUCAUGAUGUUGUGGUUAAAACGGGAGACUAUUUUGUCUUGCCAUGCCAACUAACAUUAAAACACAAGUAAAAUGUGUACAAAAACAAAGUUGAAACACAAAGUGUUUUUUCUCUCUCUCUCUACCUAUCGCGGCCCACAAUGCACGGCUCACCUUUCAACUGCCGGCCAUCCC